UUUUGAUCCAAAUCGCCGAAAUUUCUUUUUUUUUCUUCUUCAAUUUCUUGGCCAUGGCGGAUGAAUCUCAAAAAAGGGUUUUGAUGGUAACAGCACAAACACCCACUAACAUUGCUGUUAUAUAAUAUUGGGGAAAAAGAGAUGAAAACCUAAUUCUUGCAAUUAAUGAUAGUAUUAGUGUAACUCUUGAUCCUGCACAUCUUUGUACUACUACUACUGUUGCUGUUAGUCCUGCUUUUAAUCAAGAUCGAAUGUGGCUUAAUGGCAAGGAAAUAUCCCUCUCUGGAGGCAGAUACCAGAACUGUCUCAGGGAAAUUCGAGCUCGUGCUAAUGAUGUUGAGGAUGAGAAGAAGGGUAUCAAGAUCGCAAAAAAGGAUUGGGAGAAUCUGCACGUGCAUGUUGCCUCUUAUAAUAAUUUUCCUACUGCUGCGGGAUUGGCUUCCUCAGCUGCUGGUUUUGCCUGCCUAGUUUAUUCUCUUGCGAAGUUAAUGAAUGUGCAAGAGGACAACGGGAGGCUUUCUGCAAUAGCAAGGCAAGGUUCAGGAAGUGCAUGUCGAAGCUUAUGUGGAGGAUUUGUCAAGUGGGUAAUGGGAAAAGAGGAAAAUGGAAGCGAUAGCAUUGCUGUUCCACUUGUUGAUGAGAAACACUGGGAUGAGCUUGUUAUCAUCAUUGCUGUGGUGUGCUCACGGCAGAAGGAAACAAGUAGCACCUCCGGAAUGCGUGAGACUGUUGAAACCAGUGCACUUAUAGAACACAGGGCAAAGGAAGUAGUGCCAAAGCGAAUUAUUCAGAUGGAAGAAGCCAUACAAAAACGUGAUUUUGCAACUUUCACUCAUUUGACUUGUGCAGACAGCAAUCAGUUUCAUGCAGUCUGCCUGGAUACUAGCCCUCCUAUAUUCUACAUGAACGACACAUCUCAUAGGAUAAUCAGCUGUGUUGAGAAAUGGAACCGUUCAGAAGGAACUCCACAGGUUGCAUACACUUUCGACGCAGGGCCAAAUGCUGUCCUAAUUGCACGUAACAGAACAUCCGCUGCACUUCUGCUUCAGAGGCUGCUUUUCCACUUCCCUCCAAAUUCAGAAACUGAUCUAAACAGCUACGUCAUCGGUGAUAAAUCAUUAAUGGAGGAUAUUGGAAUUCAGGAUAUAAAGGACAUUGAAGCGUUGCCUCCGCCUCCAGAAAUCAAAGACAAGGUUCCAGCUCAGAAAUACAAAGGCGAAAUUAGUUACUUCAUCUGCACACGACCUGGUAGAGGUCCGGUUUUGAUAAGUGAUGACAGCCAAGCUCUCCUCCACCCUGAUACUGGGUUGCCCAAGUAAGCGGCGGCCUUUUGUUUACAUAGUCUCGAGUUCUAAGUAUUACAGCCCUUGAGAAAAAAAGAUUGGAGGCUGCCAUUUUCAAAAUGGUUAUAGUUCAGAUGAA
This is a messenger RNA of Solanum verrucosum, 1422 nucleotides long. RefSeq names its product diphosphomevalonate decarboxylase 1-like. NCBI's taxonomy places the organism in Eukaryota, Viridiplantae, Streptophyta, Magnoliopsida, Solanales, Solanaceae. The transcript is spliced from 10 exons. Bases 252 to 1319 code for a protein of 355 amino acids. Gene Ontology annotation, cellular component: cytosol. Gene Ontology annotation, biological process: isopentenyl diphosphate biosynthetic process, mevalonate pathway; isoprenoid biosynthetic process. The record is from RefSeq and is a predicted model, not a curated record. Gene Ontology annotation, molecular function: diphosphomevalonate decarboxylase activity; ATP binding.